Lodderomyces parapsilosis is the source of this 1077-nucleotide messenger RNA. RefSeq names its product ditrans,polycis-polyprenyl diphosphate synthase. The coding region runs from base 1 to 1077 and encodes 358 amino acids. Gene Ontology annotation, cellular component: dehydrodolichyl diphosphate synthase complex; endoplasmic reticulum membrane. Gene Ontology annotation, molecular function: ditrans,polycis-polyprenyl diphosphate synthase [(2E,6E)-farnesyl diphosphate specific] activity. The transcript has a single exon. The record is from RefSeq and is a predicted model, not a curated record. NCBI's taxonomy places the organism in Eukaryota, Fungi, Ascomycota, Pichiomycetes, Serinales, Debaryomycetaceae.
AUGUCAGCAUUGAAAUCACCAAAGAUUGUUGAAGACGUCAGACUCAACAACAACGGAGAAGUCAAAUUGAAGGAUGUCACCAACGAAGUGAGAUCCAGACAACAAGUCACCAAGAAGGACGUGGUUAAUGCACCACCAAGUUCAGUUCGAACAGUCAACAUCUUUACCAUCUUGGUUCAACUAGUACACCGUUUUUUCACUGUUGGAUUAGUUGCUCUGGGUGCUUCAAUCACUAGUUUGAUCAUGUACUACAUCAACCAUUUAAUCCUCCUCAAUCUAUUCUUCACCAUUACUAUUUACAAAAAUUUGUUGUUCAUUUAUCGCAAGAUCUACUUGAAAUUCCUCACUUUGACUUACUAUCCAAACAAAUCACCCCAAGUUAUUCGAGAUGACGUGAAUCAAUUGACAAAAAUUCCCAAAUCAGUUGCUUGUAUAUUGGAUUUGAAAGAUGACGAUGACGAAAAUGGUGGUAAAGAUGGGCUAUACAAUCAGGUUAGUGAGUUGUCGGCUUGGAGCGUUAGUGCAGGUAUAUCAAAGUUGGUGGUUUACGAAUACACUGGGUCUAUUAAUCAAAGUAGCGACUCACUUAUUGAUUUGAGCAAAAUCAUAACUCGCAACUUGAUUUCUUACUUUGGUUCAGAAGCUAUCCCAACGUUUUCAUUAAAGGUGCCUCACAAAAAUUUGAUAUUGUACAGUGAUGAGUCGGUUAGUCUAUCAUCAACAGAAGCACCAAGAGAAACAGUAGUGGAUUUGGAAAUUGAUUUACUCAGUCGAGUUGAUGGUAAACCAACAAUUGUUGAAUUGACGAAAACAAUGAGUGAAUUGGCUGUGAAUAAGGAAUUAGCAGUGAAUGAUAUAACCAUUGACUUGAUUGAUGAGGAGUUGGUGGAAUUGGUUGGACCAGAGCCUGAUUUGUUGAUUUCAUUUGCACCAUCAUUGAAUUUGGAAGAUUAUCCACCUUGGCAUAUCAGAUUGACUGAAAUUUAUUGGGAACCGGAAAAUAAAGAUGUCAGCUACGCUGUCUUUAUUCGUGCUUUGAAGCAGUUUGCACAGUGUAAAGUGAAUGCAGGUAAGUAA